UAAAAAAAAGAUAGGAAAUUAAUGGGCUAAGUUUGAAAAUUUUAUGUCAAGAAGGAAUUAUUUAAAAGAAUUCACAAUACAUGUGAGUUGCGACCCACAUUCUAGAAAAGAAUAAGAAUGAUGACCAAUCCUUCCCACCAAAACAAUACUUUAACAUACCAAAUUAGCGUAUAAGCUUUUCAAAAGUAAAGGAAAAUAAUUGUAGCUGCCUGCCUGUCAUGCAUUUUAUUAAUUUUUCAUUAACACCUAACAUGUACUUAUCAUGAGAAGUUAACGCACCGACCGACAUUACCAAACAUGCAAACCUUUCUCCGAUCCCUCGUCGACAACUCCGACCCUUCCCACCCAAUCGCCGGCGCCAUCUACACCCCCGACCACCCUUCCUUCCUCCCCGUCCUCCACGCAUACAUCCACAACCUCCGCUUCUCCACCCCUUCCACCCCCAAACCCUUCCUCAUCCUCACCGCAUUGCACCACUCCCACGUCCAAGCCGCCGUCUCCGCCGCCGCCGCCCACCCCACCACCGUCCACAUGAGGAUCCGCAGCGGCGGCCACGACUACGAGGGCCGCUCCUACUCCUCCUCCUCCUCCUCCUCUGCCACCCCGUUCUUCAUCCUCGACAUGUGCCACCUCCGCUCCAUCCACGUCGACAUCCGCACCCAGACCGCUUGGGUCCAGUGCGGAGCUACGUUGGGGGAGCUCUUCUCUGCGAUCGCGGAGAAGAGCCCCACCCACGCCUUCCCCGCGGGUGUCUGUCCCACGGUGGGCGUCGGGGGACACCUCGUCGGUGGUGGGUACGGCAACCUGAUGAGGAAGCACGGUCUGUCCGUGGACAACGUGGUCGACGCGCGCCUCGUGGACGCGCGUGGGGAGAUUCUGGACAGGGAGUCCAUGGGGGAGGAUCUCUUCUGGGCGAUUCGAGGCGGUGGGCCCAGCUUCGGCGUCGUGCUGGCUUACAGGGUGAAGCUGGCCCGCGUGCCGGACACCGUCACCGUGUUCCGCGUGGAGAGGACGCUGGAGGAGAACAUGACGGAGGUCGUGCACACGUGGCAGCAUUUCGCCCCCGCAGCCCACGUGGACCUCUUCGUCAGAGUUUUGGUCGAGGUGGUCAAGAAGGAGGAGGAGGAAAACGAGAAGACGGUUCGGGCCGCAUUUAUCGGGAUGUUCCUCGGCCGGUCCGACCGGCUGCUGGCCAUGACGCGGGAGCGCUUCCCCGAGCUGGGCCUGACCGAGUCGGACUGCACCGAGUCGAGUUGGAUCGAAACGACGCCGCACUGGGCGGACUUUCCGCGCGGGACGAAGGCCGCGGACGUGGUUCUGAGUCGGCGUCCUCGAAGUCUGGUCCACUUGAAGAGGAAAUCGGACUACGUCCAGCGGCCGAUUGAUAAGCCCGGGCUGGAAGCGAUAUGGAGGAAGAUGGUGGAGGUGGAGGUGGUGAAGAUGGCGUUCAACCCGUACGGCGGGAGGAUGAGCGAGAUAGCGGCGGAAGCAACGCCGUUUCCUCACCGCGCGGGGAACCUGUGGAAGAUCCAGUACCAGGUGAACUGGGACGAAGGAGGGGCGGAGGCGGAGAGGCGACACGUGGCGCUGUGUCGGGAGAUGUACGACUACAUGACGCCGUACGUGUCGCGGAAUCCGAGGGGGUCGUUCCUGAACUACAAGGAUCUUGAUCUCGGGGUCAACGGCGGCGGCGGGGGGGGAGCGGCGGCGGAAGGGUACGGGAGGAGCUACUUUAAGGGGAACUUUGAUAGGUUGGUGAAGAUUAAGGCUAAAGUGGAUCCUCAUAAUUUGUUUAGACAUGAGCAAAGUGUGCCCACGUACUGCUGUAACCCUAAAUUAUGAUGACAGCAGCUCAUGUACGUGACAUCAUUAUUGCACCCACAAUUUUCUUCCACCGUCGUCAUUAUGAGCAUGUAUCAUUAACCAAAAAAAAAAAAAUUGUAUUCCGGCGGUCCUGCCAUAAUACAUGUGAUGUUUCUAUAUAUAUAUAUAUUCCAUAGAUAUACUCGAAAAAGGAAUGAAAGAAGAGGAAAGAAUAUGCUCGACCAACGGGAAGAGGAAACGAAUAUACUCGACUGAAGGAGAGGAAACGAAGUAGUACCUACCUAUCCUACUAGGGACAAGAGAUAGACAUCCCUCCUCGGCCUAUAAUCUUGUUGUUGGAACUAUGGCAGUUUUAGCCGAAGAUAGAUCGUAAAUAGAUAGGGUAUUACAAUUUUAUAAAUGCUUGAAAAGUAAAAGCGGUAGCCAACCUAGUGUUGAACUACCGAUGCAAGGACCUUUAUGCCACUAAAUGGGCAACCCUGUUAGUAUGUCUAGAACCAUAAAUAAAUGAAUAAACGCAAAGGAAAUCUUCCUUUAGCAAACUGCUUGAAGCACCCAUCCGCAGAGUACAAACUUCUUAUCUCCUAUAGGUCAAGUUCCAAUAGGCCAACAAUAGAGUUGAAGUGCAAGUUACCUGCAAGAAGAACACACAAACGACCCCUAAAAGGAACAAAGCAAAAUUCAGGUACCAAUGGACCUCUACCGAAGAUGCUCCACAAGCUAUAUGAACUGAUCCCCGCCUACAAAACAAAACAAAAAACAAACAUGCCAAACCCAAUGCAAUGUGGCACUAGUGGAUGAAAUACUUUCCAUGUCCGAUGACAAACAAUUUCACUCUAUCAAUAAGAGCGUCGAGUAAAAAAAAUAACGCAGCACCCCCAACAAAAAUACCAAACACAAAACUCGUCAAAAGCGCAGUCUGGCAAAAGCAUCCCAUCCGAGAUCGUAUCGCAAUCGAGGAGAGGCCUUGCACAGGAGAACUUGAGAUGGUCGCUGGGCGAGGGAAGGCCGAGGUCGAUGGAGAGCAGAGAAGCCGCGACGGAUGGCGGAGGAGAGAGGCGGUUACUUACCUAAAGUGAAGCAUACUUGAUGCGAAAAGUCGCAACAACAAAUCCAUCUCAGCCACUGUGAUGUCGUUGCAGAAGGAUGGAGCGAAACCCUGCAGAGUAGCCUAGUCGGAGAUGCUACCGAACAGUCGCACUAUGGCGAAAGCGGCGAGACUGGGGGAAACCACCGAAUAAACCGUCUCUCAAUGCCAGACGAUUCUUCCGAGGACUGCUUCUACAUGUGAUGUUUUAUUUUCGCACUUAUUCUAUAUAUUUUCUUGUGUAUGUUUAUUAAUCAUUACCACAAUUAUAUAAGUUUGUAUUCAAAGACAUAAAUGAUUUUUUUUUAGUUAUGUAAUCUUGUCAAAUAAUUGAUCUUCCUAUUUUAUCAAUUAAUCACCCAAUGCAAUCAACUAUUUUCAAUUAUAUGAGUUUGGCAAGUUAUUUUUUUAUAGCAUUUCUUAUUACAUUACGGACAUAAUUUAUUUAGCUCCAACUUUUGCUGGUCGUAAAAGCUCCAAUCAUCUACAUGUGAAUUUAUUUUCUUGAUAUUUAAUAUUCUUAAUUAUGCUAAAUAAAUCUAGAAUUAAAAU
Molecule: messenger RNA, 3463 nt
Organism: Linum trigynum
Lineage: Eukaryota; Viridiplantae; Streptophyta; Magnoliopsida; Malpighiales; Linaceae
Source: the annotation of a GenBank genome assembly